CGAGCCGGCCGGGAGGGCCCGAGAGCCGCCCCUCGCCAUGGCGAGCAGCAGCGGCUCCAAGGCCGAGUUCAUUGUCGGAGGCAAAUACAAGCUGGUGCGGAAGAUCGGGUCGGGCUCCUUCGGGGACAUCUAUUUGGCGAUCAACAUCACCAACGGGGAGGAAGUUGCUGUGAAGUUGGAGUCUCAGAAGGCUCGGCACCCCCAGCUGCUCUAUGAAAGCAAACUGUACAAGAUCCUGCAGGGAGGAGUUGGCAUCCCGCAUAUACGGUGGUAUGGUCAAGAAAAGGACUACAAUGUUCUAGUCAUGGAUCUUCUGGGGCCCAGCCUGGAAGACCUCUUCAACUUCUGUUCUCGCAGGUUUACCAUGAAAACAGUACUUAUGCUAGCAGACCAGAUGAUCAGUAGAAUUGAAUAUGUGCACACAAAGAAUUUUAUACACAGAGACAUUAAACCAGAUAACUUCCUAAUGGGUAUUGGGCGUCACUGUAAUAAGUGUUUAGAAUCUCCAGUGGGGAAGAGGAAAAGAAGCAUGACUGUUAGUACUUCUCAGGACCCAUCUUUCUCAGGAUUAAACCAGUUAUUCCUUAUUGACUUUGGUUUGGCCAAAAAGUACCGGGACAACAGGACAAGGCAACACAUACCUUACAGAGAAGACAAAAAUCUCACUGGCACAGCUCGAUAUGCCAGCAUCAAUGCACACCUGGGCAUUGAGCAGAGUCGUCGGGAUGACAUGGAGUCUCUAGGCUAUGUAUUGAUGUACUUUAACAGAACCAGUCUGCCUUGGCAAGGAUUAAAGGCUGCAACAAAGAAGCAAAAGUAUGAAAAGAUUAGUGAAAAGAAAAUGUCCACUCCUGUUGAGGUUUUGUGUAAGGGGUUCCCUGCAGAAUUUGCCAUGUACCUGAACUACUGUCGUGGCCUGCGCUUUGAGGAGGCACCAGAUUACAUGUACCUGAGGCAAUUAUUCCGUAUUCUUUUCAGGACCUUGAACCACCAGUAUGACUACACAUUCGACUGGACAAUGUUAAAGCAGAAAGCAGCACAGCAGGCAGCCUCUUCCAGUGGGCAGGGGCAGCAGGCCCAAACCCCCACAGGCAAGCAAACUGACAAAUCCAAGAGUAACAUGAAAGGUUUCUGAGCAUGACGAGGAUGGGACAAAGCAGAGCAGAUCGGAGCAGGACUUGUCACUCCCCAAAUCCUAGAAAUUUUAGUUGAUACACUUGCCAGUGGCUGUGGGCAACCAUUUCCUUGGUGUAAAGAACUUAA
Molecule: messenger RNA, 1263 nt
Organism: Ficedula albicollis (Collared flycatcher)
Lineage: Eukaryota; Metazoa; Chordata; Aves; Passeriformes; Muscicapidae
Gene: CSNK1A1
Product: casein kinase 1 alpha 1
Exons: 11
Coding region: 38-1135 (365 amino acids)
Biological process (GO): negative regulation of canonical Wnt signaling pathway; signal transduction; peptidyl-serine phosphorylation
Cellular component (GO): nucleus; cytoplasm
Molecular function (GO): protein serine/threonine kinase activity; ATP binding
Source: RefSeq, a predicted model, not a curated record